UUUGCUUGCUGUCACUUUCGUCUUGGUUUUUUUUCUGUAAUUUAGUUUGGUUGGCUUUUGAUUUAUCCGUAUUUUUUCCAUUACAAUGAAUUGGCCUAGUGAUUUAAAGCUAUGAAAUCAAUAAGACGUGUUUAUUUAAUGUCCAUAAAACGAUUUAUGUAAUAAUAUUAUAAUUAUUAUAUGAAUACAACUGAGGCGACUACCAGUACCGAAUAUUGUUUACCACGAAAUCAAGUUAUCUUAAUAUUACCUGGUUGGUGUUCUGAUACAACUAAGCAAUGGAUUCAGAAGAGCAAACUAAAUCAGAGAAAUCUAUCAAAGAUGAUUACAAAAGUGACGAUGAUAAAAAGAAGAAGAAGAAGGCCAAAAAGCAUAAGAAGCGCAAAAAGGAAUCUGGUGAUGCUGACAGCAGCAAGAAGAGGAAAAAGUCCAAGAAAGAAAAAAGGAAGUCACCUUCACCAGACAGUGAGACUUCACUAUCUGAUGUGGAAGAGCUGCUGAAGCGAGCCCGUCCUCACAAGAGGGCCCCCGCCCAGACAGAGUCACACAAGUCCAAGAAACAGAAGAAUGGGGAAUCCUAUGCUGAAAAAACUAACAGCACCACCCGCCCCAAAAGCAAAUCUAAAGAGAAAGAGCCAGCACAGCCUUUAGAAAUAGUAUCAUCAGACUCUGAGACAGAAAACUACCAAGAAGACUGUGCAAGUCCCGAGCUGGGGCUGAUCGAGGACGACCUGAACCUCGAAGAGCUGAUGAAGCAGAAGGAGCUGCUGCAGGCGCGCCUCGGGGCCUACUACUCAGACGAGGGGGAGCCAGCCAAGGAGGCCUCUGAAGUGAUCUGCAUCAAAGAUAAGUCACCGCACUCAAAGAAGAGCAAAAAAGACGAGCGCAAAUCGAAGCACUCCAGUAAAGACCGCAGCAAAGACCGUUCACUGGACCGGGAGCGCGAGCGGCGGCGAGAGAAGCAGCGGCGGAACGACGAGGACCUGCGCAACAUCAUCAACAGAGAGAGCAGGAAAGAGAUGGAUCGACGUCAAGAAGAAGAGAGGAAGGAGAGAGCCAGGCGGAAAAUGGAGUUGGACCGAGAGAGGGAUCGCAGGCGGGAGAGAUCGCCGGUCAGGCGGGACCGGUCGCCCGUCCGGCGGGACCGACGCUCGCCGGACCGGCGCCGCGACUUCCGGGACAAGUCGCCGGUGCGGCGCGACCGGCGCCCGGACCGCUCGCCGGACCGGUACCACCGGAUGCGGGAUCGCUCUCGUGACCGCCGCUCGCGGUCUCGCAGCCGUGAUAGAAGGAGACGGCACGCGUCGUCCAACGAGGUGGCGCAGGUGGUGGAGAGCUCGUCGGACGGGGAGCUGGACAUCGACAUCAACUCGGACGACGACGAAGAGACGGAGCAGCAGAUCAUCGAGCGGCGGCGCCAGCAGCGCGAGCAGCUCAUGAAGAGACUUGGUGCAGCCAAGAACCCAGAGGAAACAAAAGAACCCGAGCCAAAGCCGGAAGAACCAGCCCAGACUGAGAAAAAAGAAGUCAUUGCCAUUGACAGCCCCGGCCAUGAAACCCCGGACCUUAUCAAGGAGACUAAAGAUAAAGACGGUCAGAAAGCAACCAAAGAUGUUCAAAAGUCCGAAAAACCUCACAAAGACAAAGUGAAGGAUGAUGAUGAAGAUGAUGACGGGACAAAUGAUGGAAAGGAGAAAAGUGGUAAAGAGGAAAUGUCGGGGAAGACCGGUGACUGGGACAUGUUUGCUGAACAGGACAACUUUGAUAGUUAUGAUUCUCCGACGACGGGCGUCCCACGGGCGAAGGGCCAGCUCGAAAACCCGUCUCUCACUGACAACUGGGACGACGCUGAAGGAUACUACAGGGUCCGCAUCGGCGAGACGCUGGACAGCCGCUACACGGUGUACGGCUACACGGGGCAGGGCGUGUUCUCCAACGUGAUCCGGGCGAGAGACCAGGCAAGGGAUAAUACCGACGUGGCCGUCAAGAUUAUAAGGAAUAAUGAGAUCAUGCACAAGACGGGUCUACGCGAGCUAGAAGUCCUGAAGCGACUGAACGAAGCCGACCCCGAAGACAAGUUCCACUGUCUCCGCCUGUUCCGGCACUUCUUCCACAAGCGGCAUCUCUGCAUGGUCAUGGAACCCCUGUCUAUGAACCUGAGGGAGGUUCUCAAGAAGUAUGGAAAGAAUUCAGGGAUACACAUUAAAGCUGUGCGCAGUUACACGCAGCAGAUUCUGCUGGCGUUGAAGCUGCUGAAGAAGACGGGAAUUUUGCAUGCGGACAUAAAGCCAGACAACAUCCUAGUAAACGAGAGCAAGUUAAUACUAAAACUGUGCGACUUCGGCGCAGCGGGUCACGUGGGUGACAACGACAUCACGCCCUAUCUGGUCUCGCGGUUCUACCGAGCUCCAGAGAUCAUCCUCGGAGUCCCAUACGACUAUGGCAUCGACAUGUGGUCGACAGCGUGCACCGUCUACGAACUGUCCACAGGAAAGAUCAUGUUUAGUGGCAAAUCAAACAAUGAGAUGCUGAAAUACUUCAUGGAUCUGAAGGGAAAGAUCCCGAAUAAGAUAAUAAAGAAGGGCUUCUUUAAGGAGCAGCAUUUUGACCAGAACUGCAACUUCUUGUAUCAUGACGUCGAUAUUGUUACUGAGAGGGAAAAAGUGGUGGUAAUGUCGAGCAUAAAACCCGUGCGUGACCUGCAAGCCGAGCUGUCGCCGCCGCACCACCGCAUACCGCCCGCCGAGGCCAAGAAACUGGCUCAGCUCAAGGACCUGAUUGAGCGCAUGCUCACACUGGACCCGGCCAAGCGAGCCUCCGUCAACCACUGCCUCACGCACCCCUUUAUACAGGAGAAGAUCGUGUAAUUGUUCUGAGUGAUAGUGCGGUUGGUGAAUCGAAGAUCGUGUAAUUAUUCUGAGUGUAAGUGCGUGUGUCGGUUGGUGAAUCAACGAAAAGUUUCCAGGUUUUAUGCUGGCGCCACACUUGGCUAUUCAUAUUUGUUAUAUUGAAUGUUUCUACGCAAAAAUGUACGCAAAUUCGGCAAUAAUUUUGGUGAAUAUACUGACCACACAUGGCAGUUUUGACAAAUACGAAUAGCCAAGUGGGUUGGUAGCAUUAUAACUUUUUAGUUUGAAUUUUAUCUAUGGAUAGUCGUUAUAUAUGCGUCUUUAAAAUGGUUUCUCUCGUUUGCACAUAACGUUACGUGGAAGAUUAUGAAAAUGGGUCGUCCGUAGCUGUCCAAAGUAUAGUUUUCUAUUAUAGUUAAGAGACUCGCUAUGGAUUGUAUAUGUUUUAAACAUUUCCAUUGUCUAUAUCAUAGCUGUGUAUUGUAUACUUUACGGCUGAGAUUUGCGGCCAGUGUUGCAUUCAUUGACGUAAAAAGUUAUAUUUUUAAUAUUUGUCGAAAAUAGCGUAAGUAUAGGUAAGUACAGGUAAGUAGUAACUAGUAAGUCUAGUUAAGAUUUUGGUUUUAAUACAUAUCCACAUUGUGUUGUGGUAGUUUACUUG
Messenger RNA from Plutella xylostella (diamondback moth), 3510 nucleotides. The record is from RefSeq and is a predicted model, not a curated record. NCBI's taxonomy places the organism in Eukaryota, Metazoa, Arthropoda, Insecta, Lepidoptera, Plutellidae.